AUGGCUUUCUUCGGCUUCGACACAAGCCACAAUAAGGGCGCCCCUGGCUUCUCCCAGGCCCACGACCCUUUCGCCAGCUUUGCAAACCGAAACGCCGACGACGACGAAGGACUCGACUUCGAGGAUACCUACGAUGGGCUUGGCGACCAGCUAGACGAGACCGACGAUGCGUUCAACGACGACACUUUUGGCGGAGAUGCUGGCCCUGGAGCUUCGACCUCUGCCGCCGUGGGCAAGGACUUCGACUUCUUUGGACAGACUGCCAAAGUCGCUGACGCCAUCGAGGAGGAGCAUCUCCGUUACAACCGGCACCAACCCGCCCCCCAGCGCGCCCCUCAGCAGUAUGAGCAGCCCCAGGCUUCGCACUCCUACUACUACGGCUCGCAGCAGAGCGCACGCCCUGCUCGCACGGGAUACGAGAAGUACAAGGAGCCUGAGCCUGAGCUGCAGGUCGAUGCUGCCCUGUGGGGUGUUGCGCCCAAGAAGGCCGCUGCUCCGGCACCGGCCCCCUCUCACGCACCCUCGGCUUCCUCAAGCCGAAAGAUGAUGAGCCUGGAGGAGGUCGAGGCCGCCAUGCGCGCAGGAUCAAAGAAGCCGGCUGCCGCUCCUCCUGUUCAGCCUCAGCAGCAGCACCCCGGUGCGCACCCAGCCCAGUACGGCUAUGGUCCUCCUGAACAGGCCCCUCCCCAGUUCCAACAGCAGAUAGAGCACCAGCUGCAGAACCAAGGUCACGGCCAACCUGUCACUAUCCUCCAACGGCCUCAGUCAAAGCACACCCCAACCUCGGGUCAGCACAUCCCCAGUCCCGCUCCUGCUCAACCGCACCACCUACAGCAGCACCAGCAGCCGCAGCAGCACCAGCAGCCGCAGCAGCUCCAGCACCAGCAGCCGCAGCCGCACCAGCAUGAGCACCAGCACCAGCAACAGCAUGCUCCCAUUCAGCCAACGCAGAUCUUGCAGAACCCGAAUAGGUUAUCUGGAGAUGCUGCCCGUCUAGGGGCUGGCGGACACCCUACUCAGCCUUCUCACAAGCAUCAGAGCUCGUUGUCUCGCCAGCAGAUCAUUACCCACCCUUCGCAGCUGGCCAAUCUCUCCGAGGAAGAAAAGGCUGCGUAUCUUCAGCAGGAAGCGAAGCGCGCCAAGCGUAACCACAAGAUCUUCCUCCUCUCCAAGGACAACGGCGUCAUGACCCCGCAGGACAAGAAUUUCAUAACACGAAUUCAGCUCCAGCAGUUGGUGUCCGCGACCGGCAACCCCAACGACCAUGGUACCGACGAGUCUCUGAAUGAGGACUUCUACUACCAGGUCCAUGCCCAGAUCCGUGGCAGCCAGCGGCAGCACCCUGGUCAGCCUCUGAACAACUUCGCCCAGACCUAUCUGUACCAGACUGGAAGCCGCCAGGCAGGCAUGAGGCGUCACAACCGAGGCCCGGAGAACCACAUGCAGCGAAUGGAGCAGCAGGUCCAGCGCGCUGUCGAGGCAGCCAAGAACAAGCCCAAGAACAAGCAGCUGGUCAUCGAAGGAAGCUUGGGCAAGAUCUCGUUUAGCAACGCCAAGACGCCAAAGCCCCUGCUCAACAUCAAGCGCACGGAGAGCUCUGGCGACGCGGCCCGUCCGGCUACUGGCAACAAGAACGGCGUUCCACAUGGUGUCGACCGGAAGAGCGUCCUGCGGGACAUCGAGCAGGUGUACAACACGCUCAUGAAGAUGGAGGAUCACGAUCGCAAGAUGCCCCCGCCCCUCAACAACGAGACUGAUCUCGACCUUAUGCAAGCGCAUGUCGAAUGGAGGGACACGGCACAGCAGCUGAACGCCAACCUGUGGCGCGAUCUCAAGGUCCACGAACCCAUUGGCGCGACUCCUGUCCACCCCUUCAUCGCCUUUCUCUCUUUUCCCAAGGGCAAGAAGGCCAUCCCCCGUGUGUUCAGGCACACCACCCACGAGCAGAGGACCACCAUUCUCACCAUGAUCGUCGUCCACCUCGACCAGCUCGACAUUGUUCGUGGGGCACAGGUCGACAGCGGCGAGAUGAGACUGAAUGCUGCUAUGCGCGAGAACAUUGAGCUGUUCCAGCUGGCUGUCAUGAGCACUCUGUUCACGUUCAUGAACGACCUCGACCUUGAUAUUGUGACUGGCGUUCUGGGAUUGAUUUCCGGGCUCAAUGUCGACCUGAUCGCCAAGACUCGGAUUGGUGCCUCGAUGCUGACCAUGAUCCUGAGCCGCGCCGAGAUCAUCAAGCAAGCCGGAGGUGGCAACCCUCAGGCCUGGCAGACAUGGGAAAACACCUAUACCAACUUCUUCAACACCAUCGAGCCGACGCUGCCGCACAUCUUCCCUGGCUCGGUCAACUCGGGCGAGGAUGUCUACGUCUGGCAGCUGCUGGCAGCUUUCGGCAUGAACGCCAACCAAGAGCAACAACAGCGACUUGUGUUGGCGGUCAAGGAUCGUGUCAUGGAUACCGUCGCGCUCGCCAAGACCCUCCCGCUGGACAUGUCAGCUGCACGCCUGCAGAAUGUCAACCUGUUUAUGCGCUCCAUCGGUCUGGAUGUUGAGCUGUUGCAGUAA
Messenger RNA from Thyridium curvatum, 2565 nucleotides. RefSeq lists its product as uncharacterized. Gene Ontology annotation, cellular component: P-body. Gene Ontology annotation, molecular function: RNA binding. The transcript has 2 exons. Gene Ontology annotation, biological process: P-body assembly; deadenylation-dependent decapping of nuclear-transcribed mRNA. The record is from RefSeq and is a predicted model, not a curated record. The coding region runs from base 1 to 2565 and encodes 854 amino acids. NCBI's taxonomy places the organism in Eukaryota, Fungi, Ascomycota, Sordariomycetes, Thyridiales, Thyridiaceae.